Molecule: messenger RNA, 1943 nt
Organism: Andrographis paniculata
Lineage: Eukaryota; Viridiplantae; Streptophyta; Magnoliopsida; Lamiales; Acanthaceae
Product: polyphenol oxidase I, chloroplastic-like
Exons: 1
Coding region: 23-1681 (552 amino acids)
Biological process (GO): pigment biosynthetic process
Molecular function (GO): catechol oxidase activity
Source: RefSeq, a predicted model, not a curated record
AUCCAUCCAAUUAUCCUCCGCCAUGUCACGCGCCGCCGUCGCCGGCGACCGCUCCACCCACAGCACUCCCACGCGCCGCUUCCACGUCUCCUGCAACCAACAAAAACUCGACCGCCGGAACAUGCUCCUCGGCCUGGGCGGCGGCCUCUACGGCGCCGCAAACCUCGCCGUCUCAAACCCUCCGGCCACGGCGGCGCCGAUCGGAGUCCCGGAGUUCACAGCCUGCGGCGAGGCCCACGACGUCCAAUCCAACGAUCUCCUCCCGGUCAACUGCUGCCCGCCGGUGUCGGGCACCCCGUACGUGGACUACAAGCUCCCGCCGGCGAGGAAAACAAAAGUUCGGCCGGCGGCCCACAAGGUGAGCCGGGAGUACCUGGCGAAAUACGAAGAAGCGAUGCGGCGGAUGCGCGAGCUGGACCGGACCGACCCGACCGACCCGCGCGGGUUCAUGCAGCAGGCCAAUAUCCACUGCGCUUACUGCAACGGGGCCCACGACCAACCGGGUUACCCGAAUCUUGACAUCCAGAUCCACAACUCCUGGCUCUUCUUCCCAUUCCACCGCUGGUACCUCUACUUCUACGAAAGAAUCCUCGGCAGCUUGAUCGACGAUCCAGAUUUCGCGAUCCCAUUUUGGAAUUGGGACAACCCUAAGGGCAUGCAAAUGCCGGCUAUCUUCGACCGGGACAAAUCCCCGAUCUACAACGUGAACCGGAACCCGGACCACCGGGGCCGGUCCAUAAUCGACCUCGGGUUCUCACGCGCCACCGACGAAAUCCAACUCGUGGUGAAUAACCUCAGCGUGGUGCACAACGAGAUGAUCCGGAGCGUGAAUUCCACGCUCGACUUCAUGGGCGCGGCCUACCGCGCCGGCGACCCGCCGGGGAACGGCGGAAGCGCCGGCUCGUCGGAGCGUGGGUCGCACGUCUCGGCGCACGUGUGGGUGGGGAAUCCGGCGAAUAAAUACAGGGAGGAUAUGGGGAAUUUCUACUCCGCCGGCCGGGAUCCUCUCUUCUACUGCCACCACGCUAACGUCGACCGGCUCUGGAAGAUCUGGACCGGCCUGAAAACCGACGUGCCGAAGAGCAUCUCCGAUCCCGAUUUCCUGAACGCCGGUUUUCUGUUCUACAACGAGAAGAAGGAGCUGGUGCGGGUGAAGGUCGCCGACUGUCUGAACAUGGAGAAAUUAGGGUACGAUUACGAGAGGGUGGACACGCCGUGGCUGAAUUACCGGCCGUCGAAGAAGGCGGCGGCGGCGGACAUUAAGAAACUGGCGGCGAACGCGGAGGCGGCGGAGAAGAUCUUCCCGCUAACGCUGAACAAGAUUGUUAGGGUUUUGGUCCCCAAAUCGGCGAAGGGGAAGGCCGACGAGGUCCUGGUGCUGGAGGACAUCGAGACAGACUCCACCAAGUUCAUAAAGUUCGACAUUUUCAUCAACGACGAGGACGACAUCCCGUCGGAGCUGGACAGGGCGGAGUACGCCGGGACCUUCGCGCAGGUGCCGCACCGGACGAAGGAGAAGAAGGGAAAGACGUCGAUUAAUCUGAAGCUGACGGACGUGUAUGAGGACAUCGAGGUCGGGGAUGACGACACUAUUGUCGUCACCAUUAUCCCGAGGUCUAACGGCGAUGCAGUCACCAUUGGUGGGAUCAAGGUCAUUCCGUCGCCGCCGCGGUCGGCCUGAUCGAUCGGCGAUGGAUCAAUUAAUCAAUUGAUUGAUUUAAGGGAAUCGAAUCAAAUCAGAUGUGUGAAGUCAAAUAAAGUGAGUGCAUUGUCUAUCUCACUGACCGCCAUGAAUAAAUUUAUUUAUCCUCACUGUGCGUUUGCUCGAUCGGACCGCCAUUAGCACGGCCACUGAGUUUUUUUAUAUGUAAUAAUGUUGGUAUUCUGUCUGCCUGCUCAUUUUCUAUCUAUUUCAAAACGUGGUUUAAUCGGUUCAGUUAUUA